Messenger RNA from Sander lucioperca (pikeperch), 925 nucleotides. RefSeq lists its product as uncharacterized. Lineage: Eukaryota; Metazoa; Chordata; Actinopteri; Perciformes; Percidae. The record is from RefSeq and is a predicted model, not a curated record. Bases 58 to 723 code for a protein of 221 amino acids. Gene Ontology annotation, biological process: B cell differentiation; B cell receptor signaling pathway. Gene Ontology annotation, cellular component: external side of plasma membrane; B cell receptor complex. The transcript is spliced from 4 exons.
UGUUAUGUGUCGUUUGGAGUGUGUGUUCGGUGUGAUCAACUCUAAAGCUCUAAAGAGAUGCGUCUCAGUAUAAGGAUAAAGCUUCUACUGAGCAGUCUGUUCCUCGCCUCUCUCCGGGCCCGCUCAUCUGGCAGUGUUUCAUCAGGCACACAUGUUGUUACCCAGACUACUGAUGUCUCUGUCACGGAGGGGGGGGCAGUCAACAUCACCUGCUGCUGGACACGCCAGCUCGGACGAGUGGGAGUAAAUUGGCUGAAGAAUCAUAUAAAUGAGAUUAUAAAUGAGACUGCAAUAAUUCAGACUGAAAUUUUCAGCUGGAAGAAUCACUCUCAAGGAUCUCUGCAAAAGGAAACAUCUAACUGCUCACACUUGAUCUUAACGAAUGUCACAAGAGAGGAUUCUGGGAGAUACAUCUGCAAGGUGGUUGUGGAGAUACCAUCUUUAAAUGUGGUUUCUGGAGAUGGCACGGUCAUCACAGUUAGAGAUAACACCUCCACAAAGAACAACACAGCAGAAGGUUCUCAGAGGGAGGAAGUGGAAGGAAGGAAGGAAGUGUUCAUUUAUAUCUACAGGUGCCUGCCCAUCAUUUUCCCCGUCAUAUGCUUCCUCUUCUUCUACAUUUUCUUCUACAAGGCUCACACACCAGCUGCUGCUGGAGAUAAAGUCACAGGAGAAAACCAAGAAGAAGAGGAGAUGGAUGAGAUAAAUACUGAAGCAGAGUGAAGAUAAGACAGGAGGAUUUGCAUUGUCUCGACUAGGACACAGAAGCAGCGUGUCACCCUGUUUGAGUGGCUGGUGUUAAGGAUAAAACAUUUACAUUACAUUUAGUUCUCCAACUGUCUUCAUGAUUUUGUAACCAGAACACAACACAUGUUGAGGAUGACUCAUUUUCACUUCUGCCACCUAAAAAGAGGAAACAGUUUGC